This is a messenger RNA of Mauremys mutica (yellowpond turtle), 5324 nucleotides long. It is a transcript of the gene BCL2L14, whose product is annotated as BCL2 like 14. The transcript has 7 exons. NCBI's taxonomy places the organism in Eukaryota, Metazoa, Chordata, Testudines, Geoemydidae. Bases 257 to 1225 code for a protein of 322 amino acids. The record is from RefSeq and is a predicted model, not a curated record. Gene Ontology annotation, biological process: regulation of apoptotic process.
GAACACAGUCCCAGCAUGCCUUUCUUAGUCUGGCCCUUUAAAUUGGGUGAGGCCAAAUAGCUCCAUGCCUAUAGUGGCCAUUUUGCAACUGCCUGCUCCUUGCUGUGUUUCCCUGUCUUCUCGUGGGAAAGCCAGGAAGAUUACAAGACUCAACUGGUUUUAACGGAAAAGAAAUAGUGACUGGAAAAACAUAAGGAAGUGCUCAGCUCAAGAGACUUUAAGGCCUGUUGGUGCAACUUCAGUGGAAGGGGGCAAGAUGAAUUCAACCAGUGACGCCAACAUGGAAGAGAUCUCUCUGGAGGAUGAGGAUAGAGAUACUGUGGAAUACAAAGUUCUUAUGGCAUAUGCCCAGCGACGACUGUCUGCAAGUAAAUACAGGCAACUUCUGAAAACGGAGGCGAAGACCUUGAAAGGAUCAUCUACAGAGAGAGGGGAAAGGGAAGGGAUCCCUCAAGCUGGUAAGGGUGAGACACACCAAGAGCUGUCAAUCCAGGACAAAGGGCCCACUGCCCAACGUAAAAAGCAAAAGAAGAAAAAGUUCAUCUGGCGACGCCUGCUGCUUUCCUGUGCCAGAGGAGAGAGGGAGGAGGGCCCACAGGAGCUAGCCACGAACCAAGACACUGUGAAUGGGUAUGGCAUGAAGAUGCCGAUGGCACUCCAGAUAUCAGAAGUUGAGGCAAAGGAUUUUGUCCAUGUUGCAGACCGACUUGCUAAGAUAGUUAACGCCAGGUCGCACUCAGCUCCCCGGAAAGUGGGUUUCAGAGCACUAGAGCGCACUCCAAGUCUAGAGGCAGAUGGUGGACAGCUCAAAUUCCCUCAGCAAGAGGGAGGUGAAAAAGAUGAAGAAGAGAGGAUCAUAGAAACGAUAGUUGCAUUGUUAAGACAAUCAGGGGAUAAACUGGAAGAAACGAUAAAAGAGGACAGAACUUUCUAUUCCUGCGUCACAAAGAUGCUCUCCUAUGCCUUCUUCAAGAAACUCACUGAUCAGUACCUGGAGGAAAUCCCAGGAGAUUCUACCAGGGAAACAGAAGACAAAAUACAAUGCACUAAAGCUGCCUUUGUGAUGGAAGUUACGACCAGACUUACAGCUGUGGACAACCAUCCUAUGAACAUGGUCCUGGGGUUUGGAGUAAAGUACCUCAAAGAACAUUUUAGCCCUUGGAUUCAGAACCAUGGUGGAUGGGAAAAUGCCUUGGGAUUAUUGGACGAGGAAGAAGUAGAAUAAACUUGAGCGGAUCCACUCUCCAGGGCAUGCUGUAGCUUUACAACAAUCCCAUGCCAGAGUGAUUUUGGAAGGGGAGGGUAGAAGAGGAGAAUGCUGUGACUUGAAGGUCCCCAAGGGAAAGAAGUGUGAUCACUCUUUUUGAAGCCUUCUGUUAAGGUGGAAAUGUUAAUCAAUGUGUAGCUACUUUUCUCAGUGAGCACACACCUCACUGGCCAUAGAGUGCCACCUUGUGGCUCAUGGCUAACAUGACUUCGGAUGCCUUUUUAAACAUUUUAAUGGAUGUAUCUUAAGGUUCAAAUACCACAGUGUGUAAUCCAUGCCAAGAAACACCUGAGUGUAACUAAGCUACAGCUUCAAGGCCAGAUUUUCAUGUGCUCUGAACCCACCAAUGGGGCCAGAUUUUCCCACAGAGCUCAGCAUGUUAAGUGCCACAAGUGCUUUUCAGAAGCUGGCCCUUAAUGCUAUCAUCUCACCACUUACAAUCAUAUUGGCUCCUGCUCAUGCAGUAUACAGUGCUGUCAACUCUCUCUCUCUAUCUCCCUGUCCAGUUGGAUCCCAUGAACAUUGAUUUCAGUAGAAGGGUUUGGGGUUGUUUAGGGAGAAGGGGAGGACUAGGAGGCGAGGAAGGCUACUCUUGUCUGACUCUUAGUUCUUUACUUUCAUUGUCUUCUCCUCUACCUAGACCAACCACUGACCCCUUUGCAGAGGUAUUUUUAAUUUGGCCUAGCUCUACUAUAUUUUUAAUUCUCUGGAGCCAUGUUGUCCUCCUAAGCAUUAAUUUGGCUAGUAGUCCAGAAAAUACUAGUAUUGUGAAGGCUCCAGAGAAUUAACUUGUCUUUUGAAUAGUAAGGAAAAUUAGCCUGGAGAAAGAGAGAUGCUCCCCGUUUAAAAGGUAGAUUAGAAAAACUUCUGAUGAAACAUUCAGUAACCUGAAUUGGAACUUUGACCACUGAGAGUGAGCAAUUAUGCCUCCUGCCUCCAACCAUUGUAUUGGAGAGAAUAAAUUACAUGGGCGGGGCAUUUAGACUACAACUGCCAGUGAAACCAUUCCCAAUACUGUUCCUUGAGCUAUAUCCCACAUAGCUGAUAUUCUUUUAACUGGAAAGAGAAGGAAUUUGGAACACUGGCAGAAGUUGCAAAAUCCUGGAAUUCCGCCCAUGACUCUCCAUGGGCAAACGGUUACACUUCAUUAAAAGUCUCUACCUUUUUUUCUGAGCUGUCCUUGCAUUAUAUCUCCUCCUUCUCCGUUCAAUGUAGUCACAGGAGAAGUUGUAAAUGUUGAGUGGAGGAAAGAACAUGCUAACUUCUACAAAUCCAAUUAAUCUGAAUUAAAGGCACAGGAAGAGUUUAAAUUCUCCAUUUAAAAUAUGCCAGUCUGUGAGCAAUAACUAGGAAUCAGCAAGGAUCAAGUAUCUUUCUAAUAAAUUAUUUAAUCUUGGAGAUGGUGUGUAACAAACUCUGGCUCUAGCCUUGGCUACAUAUGGCCUCAGUUUUCCCAAAAUGACUGUGUGCUUAAUUUGACACAGCUUAAAGGGACCUGUCAGAGGGUUUUGCCACUUUUCUCACAAUCAGUCCCCCCACCCCGCCUUUGUGGCAUCUCAGAUUAGGCACACUCACUCAUUAGUCACUUCUGAUAAGAUAGGCCAUAGACAUAGAUCACCUAAUAUCUGGUGUAUGCUUGACAAAUAUCCACCCAUAUUUCCCUCUUUCCUUCUAGCUUCCAUUUUACACCCCUCCAUCCCCACCCCACACAUUCAAAGGUGUUUUAUACAGAAAAGAUUAGAUUAUGCCGAACAUGUUACAGUAUAUGGCACCCCUGGUGCUACCUGCUGAGGCACAGCUUGGAUCAUAAAUGUCAAAGAAGAGCCAUGACAGUUUCAAAGCAAGAAUCACUGCGCCUGUUACAGGGCUAGCUCUUCAUCUGCCAUGAAUGGGCCAUAUUUGCCUAUCUACCCCAAUUGAAGAGCAGGUCCCCCUGUGUUGGACUAUAACAACUCUGCUGUUUUGGACUGCAAGAGGAUGGCCUCUGUUACUCCCAUGUGGUCUGGGGGACAUUGGUGGUGCAAAGUGACAUAGUUGCUGUUCUAUUAUUAACUUGAUUCAGGCAAUGAGCUGAUGGGGUUAAAUUCCACACUCAAGCAUGCAUGCACCACUCCAUUGCCCUCAGUGAGGUUAUGCUAGUGCUGUAGUUGGCCUAGUGUGUUUCAGCCAAUCAAAGACCAAUUUAUGAACUCAGGUGGAUUCUGCCUGGGGGAAGCUGUAUUUAUAUUCCCUGGCUUGAAUCACAGUGCACCAUUGAGCAGGGUCCAGCUGGUGCUGUUUUUAACAGGCUGCAAAUGGAGUAGCAGUGCUGGAUCCACAGCCCUCUUCUGUUGUGGUGCUGCUGCUAGUGAGUUAAUUGUUCACCAAGAAGGACAGAGAGAUGGAAGUUGGCUUGAAUGUAACAGUGAACAUUAGCCAUCCAAAAAUAAGCAGCUGCUUUUUAUUUUGCUCAGUGUGAGUGGACUGGGCUGAGAGGGAUUUUUUCUCCAGCAGCAGGAGGGGUCAAUGCAGCACCUCAGUCAAGUGAGCUGUUUCUGAUUUAAACAUUCUUUCAUUUUUCAUACAUGGCGCAGUUACUCUUCAAGUGCAACCUACUUCUUCUACAGCAGAGCUCAGUCAGAACCUUGGCCUGAGCUGAGGGCUUUGGUGUGCUAUAGGUGAGUGUGCACACUUGUCCACCACACUUGUAAUGGCAGUUAAUUGCAUUCAUUGAAAAUCUCAUUGCUGGGCCAAACACUAGUUAUCCAUGAUGAAGAAAAGAGUGCAAUAAAUCUACUUGUGUUUUUUGAAGUGAAGCAGCUGGCAGUCACCCUGUUCUUCACCACCACCUCUAACCCUACCCAAGGACCUAUAUUCCAUCUUUAUAGAGGAGGGAUCUUUUUGGAUCUUACCACUGACAUUCUGUACAGAGGCUGAGGGGUUUUUGUUGCAUCCAACUGUCCCUUGUGGGAUGGUUGCUGGUGUGGGUUUAACUAGAGCAGGAUUAUGCUACUUGUUAUAGCAACAAAUCCAGCUGUAAACUGGGGCUGAGCUCGGAGGUGUUCAAGGUGCAAAAGCCAGGUUUAGAAAUGAGCACAGCUGGUGCCAGGAUGAUUUUUGUUUAAGAAACAGCCUGUAGAUCUCCCUCAGGGGGCUACAUCAUCAAAUGGCUUCCCACAGGGCUGCCCAGAGGGGGGCAGGCAAGUGGGGCAAUUUGCCCCAGGCCCCGCAGGGGCCCCCACAAGAAUAUAGUAUUGCAACUUCUUUUUAUGGAAGGGGCCCCAAAAAUUGCUUUGUCCCAGGCCCCCUGAAUCCUCUGGCUGGCCCUGGCUUCCCAAGCCCUACAGAAUAAUAACUUGAGUGCUUGUGAUCAGCCCAGGCGAGGCUAUGUAGACUGAACCACCCUCAGCAAAUGAAACCUUCCAUUAUCUCCAGUCCCUGGAGCUGACAUCUCCGAGCUCUGCUUGCUGGGCGUAUGACAAACUAAGUCCACUUUCCCUGUGUGCCAACUUACCCACUGUGUUGGAUUUUCUACUGUACCGCUGUGCAAUCUGCAUGCAGGUGCUAGUCCUGCUCAGUGGCUCUGGCGACUGCUGCACCAGCCUAGGGUCAAUAGGAGGUGCUGAAGAGGUACCUCAGUACUGUCACCUGAGGGCAAGCAUUUCACCUCUCCAUUAUGUACCACUAUAAUUUUCAGAGGCACUAAGCGUGCCCAGUUAUGAGAGCAAUGGGAGCCAUGGGCACUAAGUAUCUCUGAAAAACAUGCCAUUAGGCUGCUGAGGUGCUAGCUAUGCAACCUGGGGCCCUGUGCUCCAAAAUUUGGUAUCUGCAUAACAUCAUAUGAUCACACCUCUCCUACCUACCCAUCUCCUUCUCCUUUGUGGGCGGAGAGCUCUCUGCAUGUUUCAGUGGUUGGUAAAUCAGCAGGAUAAAAAAAGAAAAUGAUAAUGAGUUUGGGGUGGAGGGGGGAAGAAACUCAAUAGACACCAUUGCCUGAAAAGGGGCUGUACUGGCUAGACCUAUUUCAGAGUAGCAGCCAUGUUCGUCUGUAUCCACAAAAAGAACAGGAGUACUUGUG